This is a messenger RNA of Neofelis nebulosa (Clouded leopard), 3869 nucleotides long. It is a transcript of the gene WAS, whose product is annotated as WASP actin nucleation promoting factor. Gene Ontology annotation, biological process: actin filament organization. The coding region runs from base 57 to 1559 and encodes 500 amino acids. Gene Ontology annotation, molecular function: actin binding. NCBI's taxonomy places the organism in Eukaryota, Metazoa, Chordata, Mammalia, Carnivora, Felidae. The transcript is spliced from 12 exons. The record is from RefSeq and is a predicted model, not a curated record.
CCUCUUCUUACCCUGCACCCAGAGCCUAGCAGGAGAGGACAAGGGCAGGAGGCACCAUGAGUGGGGGCCCUGUGGGAGGCAGGUCUGGGGGUCGCGGAGGACCAGGGGUUCAGCAGAACAUACCCUCCACGCUCCUCCAGGACCACGAGAACCAGCGACUCUUCGAGAUGCUGGGUCGGAAAUGCUGGACACUGGCCACCGCCGUUGUUCAGCUCUACCUGGCACUGCCUCCCGGAGCGGAGCACUGGACCAAGGAGCAUUGUGGGGCUGUGUGCUUCGUGAAGGAUAACCCCCAGAAGUCCUACUUCAUCCGUCUUUACGGCCUUCAGGCUGGCCAGCUGCUCUGGGAACAGGAACUAUACUCACAGUUGGUCUACUCUACUCCCACCCCCUACUUCCACACUUUUGCUGGAGAUGACUGCCAAGCAGGGCUGAACUUUGCAGACGAGGGCGAGGCCCAGGCCUUCCGGGCCCUGGUGCAGGAGAAGAUACAAAAAAGGAAUCAGAGGCAAAGUGGAGAUAGACGCCAGCUACCCCCACCACCAGCACCAGCCAAUGAAGAGAGAAGAGGGCCCCCACCCCUGCCUCCGCACCCAGGUGGAGAUCAAGGGGGCCCAGCAGCUGGCCCCCUGUCCCUGGGGCUAGUAACAGUGGACAUCCAAAACCCGGACAUCACAAGUUCACGAUACCGUGGGCUCCCAGCACCUGGGCCUGGCCCAGCUGAUAAGAAACGUUCAGGGAAGAAAAAGAUCAGCAAAGCUGAUAUUGGUGCACCCAGUGGAUUCAAACAUGUCAGCCACGUGGGAUGGGACCCCCAGAAUGGAUUUGACGUAAACAACCUGGACCCGGAUCUGCGGAGUCUGUUCUCCAGGGCAGGAAUCAGUGAGGCCCAGCUCACAGAUGCCGAGACCUCCAAGCUUAUCUACGAUUUCAUUGAGGACCAGGGUGGGCUGGAGGCUGUGCGGCAGGAGAUGAGGCGCCAGGAGCCGCUUCCACCGCCCCCACCGCCAUCCCGAGGAGGAAACCAGCCCCCCCGGCCCCCUACUAUUGGGAGCAACAAGGGUCGUUCUGGUCCACUGCCCCCUGUACCUUUGGGAGGUGCUCCACCCCCGCCAACUCCCCGGGGACCCCCACCCCCAGGCCGAGGGGGCCCUCCACCACCACCCCCUCCAGCCACUGGACGUUCUGGACCACCGCCCCCUCCGCCCUCUGGACCUGGAGGGACUCCUGUGCCUCCACCACCACCACCACCACCACCACCACCCAGCUCUGAUGAUGGGCCAGUCCCUCCCCCUCCUCCUGCUCUGGGGCCUGUGGGGGGCCUGGCCCCCAGUGGAGGUCGGGGGGCACUUUUGGAUCAAAUCCGGCAGGGAAUUCAGCUGAACAAGACCCCUGGGGCCCCAGAGAGCUCAGCGCUGCAGCCUCCACCUCCGAGAUCAGAAGGGUUGGUGGGAGCCCUGAUGCACGUGAUGCAGAAGAGAAGCAGAGCCAUCCACUCCUCAGACGAAGGGGAGGACCAGGCCGGUGAUGAGGAUGAGGACGAUGAGUGGGACGACUGAGUCACCCUGCCCACCUGUUCUGCGCCUCCUCCCCUGGCAGCCGCUGUUUCCUGCCCUCCACUCCUGGCCUCCAGGCCCUCAAGCCCCAUUUCUCCCCCACCGACCCUUCCAAUGCUGUCAUCUCUGACAUUCCCCAACAUUCACUCUAGCAAAUUGCCAGGGCCCCUUUUUAUAUAAAAUUUCUAUAUAAGGAUUUUUAAACAGAAAUAAAAUAACUGUCUUUUUGUUUCUCUCAAUCUGUUUAUAUUCCAAAUAUGGAAAGUUGGGGUCCUUUUUCCAUAUAGUCUCUUUUAUUCAUCUAUACCAUUUCAUUUAUUUAGCCUUACAUGUAUAUAUUCACUCAUUUGUUCCCUCAUUGAUUUCUUUGCUUCCUUUUGUCCUUCUUUCUUUCCACAUUUACUGCCAGGCACUACUUUAGGGGCUGGGGAUAAGGCAGUGGGGAAAAAAACCUAGUGAGGCCAACAUUCUAGUGGAGGAGACAGCUCUAAAACAAGGAAUCAAAUAGAAACAAAAGAUACAGAUCAUGGUUAAGUGCUGUGAUACGCUGAGGGGGAAUGACAUUCAGAUGGAAACUUCAUGGAAAGCCACCUGGAGGAGGUGACAGUUGUGCAGAACCUAAAGAGAGAGGAGUCAACCAAUAAAUAUUUGGGGGGAGGGCACUGCAGGUGGAGGGAACAGCCAGUGUGAGGGCACUCUAGUUGGAGGGAACAUCCAGUGCAAGGGCCCUGAGGUGCUUGGUGUGAGGGUGAGUGUGGUGAAUGAGCAGGAGUUAUUUAUUAUUAAUUUACUUAUUUAGUAAUUAAAAAAAAAAACCCAAAACAUUAAAUCAGCAUUAUAUUAGAUCAAGAGACUACUCAGUGAUCAGACUUACUCUCCAUGCCCACAACUCACACACCAGGAUCCUGAUGGGCAGGACCCCCUCUCAAUUUUUAAAUUUGGUUCUGCCCAGUUCUCAGUGCAAACCAAGUCCUGGCUGAUGGCAAUGAAAGAGGCAAAGACUUAGUAAUCAGAUAGAUCUGCUCUAGAACCCAGGCAAGAUGCCCCACCUCUGAGCCUCAGUUUCUUCAUCUAUACAAUGGAGGUUUACAAUAUGUAACCGAUUCCCAAAUGAGAUCGCACUGAGUCACCCUUCCUCCUCUAGGAAUUACUCACCAGAAAGAAAAAAGGAGCAAGUCAAAACUGUCCCUGGUGUUUAAAGCUGUUUCCAAGGGAGUUAUUAGUACCUCUUGCUCACCAGAGCCUUAGAAGAGGUGCCUACUCCUUCCCAUUUCUAACAUCUGGUGGAUUCAAGAUCUCAAGUAUCCUACCUUUUAGAGGACAAGGAGGGGAGUGGGGAGAAAGAUAACAGUGAGGAGGAAUCUAGAGAGGAAAGGCCUCAUCCAUCUGCAAGACUAGUGGAAGAAUUUCUGAACCAUCCAAGGUGCAGGCAGGGGCUUAGGGGAGGGAACGAAGGAGAGCCAGGGUGAAGGUGGAGGUGUGGGAGGUGGGAGUUGGUUUUGCUCCUUAAGAAUUCGCCUGCAGCCUCAGAAGCUGAAGAAGGAGGGAGUCUCAGGUUCUUUUUAAUUCUUUCAUUGUUCUUCACCUUUCACUCCCCUCCCCACCGCAGGUCGUCCAGGUCCCAGGAGCAAGCUAAGUCUAGGAAGGGCCUGUCAGUAUCACUUACCUGCCUCCCCACCCCCUGCUGGGAAACCCUAGAAAUCCAGUGUUCUGGGACCCCCUCAGCAGGCUUUGUCCUGGGGAAGAAACUUCCAUCACACAACCUCUGAAUCCCCAGGAGCGCUGCCUGGAGCAGGCACAGACUUGGCUUAAAAGUAUCCACUGUGGACAAGUUGCUUGACCUUUCUGGACCUCAGUUUCCUCAGUCUUUCCAUGGAGACUAAAAAUGCUUACUUCCCAGGGUUGUGGAGAGAAUUAAAGUAGAUGGCGUCUGCAGAAUGCCUGGCUCCUUGAGUCAUCUAUAAACAUUAGAUGCUGCUGCUGCUACUGUUCUUGUUCUUACUGGUUGUCACUGAUCCUGAGUCACCGCUGAUUAUAAAAUGCCCCAUUAUUUUAUGUAUCACUAAAAAAGACAAAAAACUGCGGAUUGAAUUAUGACUCACCAGUGCUUGAGAGAUGCAGCCCGAUUUCAGAGAUGUUAAAAAUGACAUGCUCCUGGAACACUGGCUGGGGAUGUUCCUUAGCCUGCGUUCUGGUUCCACAUGGAUGUUUGCUUGUGAGAACUCAUGAUACUGGUCACCCAUGGUCUGUGCACUCAUGUAUGUGUAGUACAAUCAAAUAUGAGGUUUACAUUAAAAACAGAUCAAACCUGUA